UCCUUCUGGCAGCCAAUUUCUCUUUUACCUAUCAAAGGUUGUAUCAGGGUCACCUCUUAGCAGGUGGAAGAUUAUCCCUUAAUGCAUUAGGAGGGGAAUGGGUUAGCUGCCCCAUAGUCUCUUUCCUUUCCACAAACUGAGCUGAGAUUAUAGGCUUAGCUAAAUUUCCAGCGAUCCUGCCAGAGAAGGGAAGAAGGAGAGCGCAAGGAAGUUAGGCUUCGGUGUUGUGGGGGUUAAAUGAUGAUGCCUGAUUAGCUGCUUUGGAAAAGGGGGAACAAGGCUCAACCUGCUCUCAGAUGGAAAGAAGCAACGGAUUAACUUAGCAGACUCUGCCGCAGGAUGUUAAGGACAAUGAAAUCUGGCUCUCUAGCCUCAUCCCUCUGAGAUGUCCUAAACCUCCAGUUUAGGCUUCCAAUCCUGAGUCAGAUCCAUCCUACCUGGCUUCGUCCCCCAACUGGCAGGUUCCCCACAAUCCUUCUCCACCCAUAUACAGAUCUCAUCUUCCGUCUCCCACCAUGCCUUGCAAACUGGGCCCUGAGCUUCUUUAGCUGUGACUAUUCAACACUGAGCUGUGCUACCCUGCUCUUCUUUCUGCCGGUCCAUCUGCACAGCGCAGUCCACUGUCUCUUUAAGUUGCUCCCGCACUGUGCUGACAGCUGCUCCCCCUCCCUCCCUCCCUCCCUCCUUCCUUCCCCCGACUGUGUCUCUCUCUGUGUCUGUCACAGCAGCUCUGCUAGGGACCAACCCUCCCACCGCCAUCCCCCCUUCCCUCUCCAUCCCCCCUUGUCCCCUGGGGGACCAUGAGCCUUCCUCGUGGACACCCGGAGGGAUCCCAGCCCCACUGACCCUCCCCCUCCUCCGCUCUGCCCUCCUUCCUCCUCCUCCCCCCAUCACCCCAACCCUGCAGCCUGAGCGAGAUGUUUCACGCCUUGGUAGCAGGGACCAUUGUCUUUCCUGGCCUCUUCCUGUUGUCCAAGAACGGCCUCAAGUGGCUACCGGGCCUGCGAUGGGAGGAGGCUGACGCGGUCAUCGUCUCAGCCAGGCUUGUCUCCUCAGUGCAGGCCAUUAUGGCUUCCACAGUUGGCUACAUCAUCUCCUCAUCCUGCAAGCACAUUAUCGAUGACCAGCACUGGCUGACUUCCAACUACACCCAAUUUGCCGUCCCCUACUUCAUCUACGAUAUCUAUGCUAUGUUCUUAUGCCAUUGGCACAGGUACCAGGUCAAAGGGCAUGAGUCAAGAUGCGUUGAGGCCCAGACGCUGCACACUGCCAUCCGUGCCUACUUGCACAAGGAAUUACUGAUGGUGAUUCACCAUCUUUUCAUGGUGUUGGUUUGCUUCCCUGUGUCCGUGCUGUGGCGUCAAGGCAAAGGUGACUUCUUUCUGGGUUGCAUGUUGAUGGCUGAACUCAGCACCCCCUUUGUCUGCCUGGGCAAGGUUCUCAUCCUGUACAAGCAGCAGCACACUCUUCUCCACAAGGUGAAUGGCAUGGCCAUGCUACUCACAUUCUUUUGCUGCCGAAUCCUGCUCUUUCCAUAUAUGUACUGGGUUUAUGGGCAAUAUGCUGGCUUGCCCUUCUACCGUGUACCCUUCUCCAUCCCUGCCGAGUACAACUUGGGAUCGGCCAUCCUCAUGGCUCCCCAGAUAUAUUGGUUUGGCCUCAUCUGCCGCGGAGCGUUCCGUGUCUUCCGUGCCCGGGGUACCACCAAGGAUCAAGUAGUGCGAAACGGGCACAGGAUGGAUACCCAGGCACUGGACUAAUGGCUCUCUUGCCCCCUCCCACCGCUGCAAACGGACAAGCUGCCUUUUCCCCCUAUGACUUAUUUAUUGGGGUGAUGGGAGGGAGUGGGGAAGCUGGCUCCUAGGCCAAAAGGGAAAUGGGAGGGUCUGGGAAGGGGGGAUGUCUCAAAGGAAGUCUUUAGAGGGCAUAAAACCAAAGUAUUCCUUGGUUUGCUAUGUGGAUAUCCUUUGUCAAAGGAAACCCUCUAAAUUUGCAAUGCUGUCAGUAUUUUGAAAUGUUUAUGAGUUGGGUAGGGUUUGAACCAGAGUGUAAUCCUAAACCAAUGGGAAUACUGAGGUUAUCUAUGUUGGGAGAUAUUCAGGCUAGUGGGGCACAAGUAGAUCAAGAAUCAACCGGAUGUGGGCCUGUAGAGCAAAACUAGGUUUCUAAUGCAUCAGGACUCUGCCAAGCUGAAGAAUGCAUAGUGGCUAUUGCUUGCUAGACUAUGAUUAGAUAACCUAAAAUUUUCUGAGCAUUGCUAACCAAGGAGAGACCCAUGUGGCUUGCAUGGGGUGAUACUAUUACCUGAAAGCAGGGGUUAUACCAUUGGAUAGCAAGAUUAAGUCAAAUUCCCCCCAAUCCUAUUUUCUUUAGAGUUGCAGAAUCUCUAUCACAUGUAAACAUGAUGGAGAAAAAUACUGGGUUUGGCUUGCCCUCACCCCAGGCAGCAAUAGGGGACCUAUCAGCAGAAUUAGUUAUAUUUGUAGAAUAACCAAUAAGGAAACACUUAUCAUUUUUUUGGAUGCUAGUAAAAUACAUGGUCUUCAGUAUUACUGGAAUGUCAUCUACCCAGGAUAUUUAAUUCAUUCAUAUGUGGGUGUGGAUGUGAGCACACACACACAAACACACAUUUAUCCUCUGUAGCAAGAUGAUCAGAGGGGUGCUGCUUAAAAAACACGUCUCCUCCUCCCCAUAGCAAUAACCAAGCAGGGGAAACACAUAUUCCUCUCCUCUUGACAUCUUCCUCUGUUCGGCACAGAAUCCCUUCAUUGCUCACUCCUGGACCCUUUUUCACUUCAUAGGGCAGGAAUCUAGCUGUAAAUAAAGAGCAGGGGGGGAAUGUAUUUAUAACCCAAGGUCUGCCAAGUAUUAAAGGAGCCUUUAUCUACUGUCAGCAGA
Messenger RNA from Crotalus tigris (Tiger rattlesnake), 2898 nucleotides. RefSeq names its product TLC domain containing 3B (gene TLCD3B). The record is from RefSeq and is a predicted model, not a curated record. Gene Ontology annotation, cellular component: membrane; endoplasmic reticulum. The coding region runs from base 918 to 1760 and encodes 280 amino acids. Gene Ontology annotation, biological process: lipid homeostasis; ceramide biosynthetic process. NCBI's taxonomy places the organism in Eukaryota, Metazoa, Chordata, Lepidosauria, Squamata, Viperidae. The transcript is spliced from 5 exons. Gene Ontology annotation, molecular function: sphingosine N-acyltransferase activity.